CCAAUAUCACUGUAUUCCACUCUCUUCUUCAAACUGGUUUCACUUGAUUUUAGCUCUCUCUCUCUCUCUCUCUCCCUUCUUCAGACUUCAAAACCAAUCUUUUCUUCAUAAUCCUGCACUUCUUCCUUAAUAUUUGAAAUAAAAUCCUUGAAAUUUAGAGUUAAUCCAGUAUUCUCUACGCUCUCCUACACCUUAAGCUCCAAGAUCCAAUCUUUUCCUCAAACUUGAAGACAAACCUUGAAGUUUGAAGAUAAAUCAAGCUUCAAGAUCCUUGCUCUUUCAGAGGUAAGUAUGCCCUAGCCCCUAAUCCCCAACUUUCUCCUACAAUUUAUUGUUCGUUUUCAGAUUCAAAAUCCAUCCUCUCUAUGAAUUUGGGAAGUCCCUUGUGGAUGAUUCGAUUCGUAUUGUGUAGUUGGGAUUAGGGUUCUCUACCAAUGAAGCAAUCGAGUUCAGCAACAGACCCAUUUGGGCAAAACACAAUAAAGCUCAUAAGCAAUGUGUGUUUCUCAGUUUUUGUUUUCUUUGUUCUUUUAUUCACUGUAAUUGCCAUCACAUACCAACCCCCCGAUCCAUGGGAGUCGUCGAGAGCUCUGGCUAAGGCCUUCACUGCAGUCGAGAAAGCCACAUUUAAGACCGACACUUCCAUCCUCAAAACCGGCGAGGACAUUUCUCUCAGCUCCCCGGUUGAAUCCCCUGCUUUCUCCUUUGUACCGAUCACAGAGGAUUCCAUUGAUAAAUCCGAGGGAGAACUCCGGAAUGUAACCCUAAAAUCAGGCUGUGUGGACGGAGAUUCGGUUAAUUGCUCGGAUCCUAGAGUCUUGAUUGCAAUCGAGAGGUUUAAUUUGAAGACUUUUAAGUCGAUUGCAUUUCUGGAUUAUCAAUCUCCUGUUAGUGGGUCGAAGCCGGAUGAAUGUGAUGUGGCCUGGAGGUUUAGGAACAAGAGAGAGAAGUCUUGGAGGAAGUAUAGAGAUUUCAGGAGAUUCAGAGUUGGAUUUGGUAGUGACUGUAGUUAUAAAGUCAUUCAUGCGGGGCGAUGGCAUUCGGGAGGGAAUGCCCGUCGUCCAAGGAUUGUUAAUGGCACUCGAGGGUCUCGAGCUGGUCCAAGAGCAAGAAUUGCUCCUCCGGUUAGGGACGAGGAUAUCAAUGAUACAAUUCCAGUAUUGGGAUCAGAUGCGGCUUUUAGGAAUGGGAGGUACUUGUACUAUUCUCGGGGCGGAGAUUAUUGUAAAGAAAUGAAUCAUUUCACCUGGAGCUUCUUAUGUGCGGUGGGUGAGGCUCAGUAUCUGAAUCGGACGUUCGUGAUGGAUUUGAGUAUGUGUUUGGCAUCCACUUAUACUCAGAGCCACAAGGACGAGGAGGAGAAAGACUUCAGGUUCUACUUCGAUUUUGAGCACUUGAAAGAGGCGGUACCGAUUGUUGAAGAAGGAGAUUUCGUUAAGGAUUGGAGGAGAUGGGAUAAGACGCACAAGAAGAACAAAAUCCCCGUAAGAAAGGUCAGAGAUUAUAAAGUCACGCCAAUGCAACUCAGGAAAGACAAGAGCACGAUUAUCUGGAGGCAAUUCGAUGCUCCCGAGCCUGAAAACUAUUGGUACAGAGUCUGCGAAGGCUCCUCAGCAAAGUACAUCCAGAGGCCAUGGCAUGCUUUGUGGAAAUCCAAACGACUAAUGAAUAUAGUUUCUGCAAUAAGUGGGGAUAUGGACUGGGACUUCGAUGCUGCUCACGUGGUUCGAGGAGAGAAAGCGGAGAACAAGCAGUUAUGGCCCCAUCUCGAUGCUGAUACAUCCCCAGAUGCCCUUGUUGCGAAGAUUCAAGGGAUGAUAAAACCCGGAAGGCGUCUUUAUAUAGCCACAAAUGAACCAUUUUACAAUUAUUUCGAUAAACUGAGACCUCACUACAAAGUUCACUUGCUCGACGAUUACAAGCAUCUCUGGAGUAAUGUUAGUGAAUGGUACAACGAAACAACACUACUGAACGGUGGGCAGCCUGUUGAUUUUGAUGGAUACAUGAGGGUCGAAGUGGACACCGAGGUUCUUUACAGGUCCAAGAUACGGGUAGAGACAUUUUAUAACUUGACCAACGAUUGCAAAGAUGGAGUUAACACAUGCUAGCCAGGUUCGAGAUACCUUUUUUCUGCACUUUACAUGUGUGAAUUCACAUAUCAUUUUGCUCGCUUCUUACAUUUAGUUUUGAAAUGAAAUUGUUGAAGGUUUUGCUGUGGUUUGUUCAUUGAUCGCAUCGAUACAGGCCCCCCCAUGUACAAUCACUUAUAUGUGCAAUAUUCAACUUUUAAAUUGCUACCA
This is a messenger RNA of Ipomoea nil (Japanese morning glory), 2300 nucleotides long. RefSeq lists its product as uncharacterized. The transcript has a single exon. NCBI's taxonomy places the organism in Eukaryota, Viridiplantae, Streptophyta, Magnoliopsida, Solanales, Convolvulaceae. Bases 435 to 2108 code for a protein of 557 amino acids. Gene Ontology annotation, cellular component: Golgi apparatus. The record is from RefSeq and is a predicted model, not a curated record.